Molecule: messenger RNA, 1632 nt
Organism: Paraphaeosphaeria sporulosa
Lineage: Eukaryota; Fungi; Ascomycota; Dothideomycetes; Pleosporales; Didymosphaeriaceae
Exons: 2
Coding region: 1-1632 (543 amino acids)
Biological process (GO): amino acid transmembrane transport
Cellular component (GO): membrane
Molecular function (GO): amino acid transmembrane transporter activity
Source: RefSeq, a predicted model, not a curated record
AUGAUGGAGGGCAUCACGCAGAAGAUGGACAACAAGUCGGACAAGUCGCAGACGUUUUCGUCGAGCGAUGCUGAGAAGGGAGGCUCGCCCCCCCAGGAAGCACAGUUGCAGCGAAAGCUGUCAAGUCGUCACCUGCAGUUCGUUGCCAUUGGUGGCACGGUUGGUACAGGUAUCUUCAUCGCCUCGGGAAAGAGUAUUGCGACUGCGGGACCCGCCGGAGCCCUUCUCGCCUAUGUUUUCAUCGGAACCCUCGUGUACGCCGUCAUGCAAGCGCUUGCUGAAAUGUCGACCUACCUCCCAAUCUCUGGCGCCUUCACGCAGUACGCAUCUCGCUUUGUGGACCCUAGUCUCGGAUUCGCGAUGGGCUGGAUAUACUGGUUCAGUUGGAGCAUCACCUACGCUCUGGAGCUCAGCGCUGCCGGCUUGAUCAUCCAAUGGUGGAAUGCCGACCUGAACAUCGCCAUCUUCAUUUCCAUCUUCUGGGUCCCCAUCACUUUGGUGAACUUCUUGCCCGUCGACGUAUUUGGCGAGUUUGAGUUCUGGUUCGCUUCGCUGAAGGUCUUGGCUUUGGUCGGUUUCAUGAUUUUCUCCAUCUGCAUCAAUGCUGGUGCAGGUGACCAAGGCUACCUGGGUUUUAAAUACUGGAGGGAGCCGGGCGCGUUCGCUCCGUACUUGACCGAGGGACCGAAAGCGAAGUUUGUCAGCUUCUGGGCCGUCAUGGUAGCGGCUGCCUUCUCGUUCCAGGGAUCUGAGUUGGUUGCUGUGGGCGCUGGUGAAAGCCAGAACCCCAGGGUAACGAUGCCGAAGGCCAUCCGAAGGACUUUCUGGAGCAUCUUCUUGCUCUUUGUCUUCACAAUCUUCUUCAUCGGCAUCGUCGUUCCCUAUGACAACGAGUCACUUCUCAUCGGAGAGACCAACGCCAGCUCUUCACCGUUGGUCAUCGCUGCGCAGCUCGCGGGCGUGUCAGUUCUCCCUCACAUCAUCAACGCGGUCCUCCUGACGGCCGUACUUUCCGCUGCGAGCUCGAAUGUCUACUCUGGAAGUCGUAUCCUUGUCGGUCUCUCCGAGCAGCAGUGCGCGCCCAAGUUCCUCCAGCUCACCUCCAAGCGCGGUGUUCCUUACGUCGCAGUCGCCGUUACGGCUGCUGUAGGCGCGUUGGGCUACUUGAACUGCUCCAGCAGUGGUACCGAGGCGUUCAACUGGCUGUUGAACAUCACCAGCGUGGCUGGACUGAUAGCGUGGUGCUGCAUUUUCAUUUGCUACCUCGCGUUCAGCAAGGCUCUCCGAGCGCACAACAUUGACCGUGACAACCUUCCAUAUCGGGCAUGGGGAGGCGACUGGUUCGCUACCUACGGACUCGUGUUCUGCGUCAUCAUCACUCUCACCCAGGGCUUUACCGCGUUCGUGCCGUGGAGCGUUGAAGAGUUCUUUAUCGCAUAUGUUAGUUUGAUUCUUUUCGCGGUUAUGUACAUUGGCCACAAAAUCUUCACCCGGUCCAAGUUCAUCACCUCUUCGGAGGCAGACAUUCUCACUGGCAAGUUCGAGAAUGACAAAGGUGAGACGGCCGAACAUUGGGAAGAGAGCUCCAGGAGCAUGUGGACCAAGGGGUUCAAUGCCAUCUUCCGGAGGUAA